Molecule: messenger RNA, 2543 nt
Organism: Paramecium sonneborni
Lineage: Eukaryota; Ciliophora; Oligohymenophorea; Peniculida; Parameciidae
Source: the annotation of a GenBank genome assembly
AUGAAAAAAUUGGUGGUAGCAUAAAAGUCCAUAGGAUUUAUUCGAUCAAUUAGAGAAAUCUUUGAUGAAGAAUAUAAUGAACAUGCUUAAGAAUAUGAUGAAAUAUUAUAGAGUUUAAAAGGAAAAUAAUAGUAGUUUACGGAUAGUAAUUUUCCUCCUUAGAGCAGUUCAUUAAGUUUAUAAGAAUUACCAAGGAGUAAAAAAAUAAAAAAAAGUAGGUUGGAAAAAUUUGAGUUGGAAAAGAGCAAAUGAGAUUUUCGAAGAUUGUGAAAUAUACAAUGGAUUUAUAUAGCCAUCAGACAUAAAACAAGGAAUAUUGGGAGAUUGUUAUUUUUUAUGUGCCCUUAGUGUGAUAGCAGAGAAAUGCGAAUUAGUAAAGCGUCUAUUUCAUAACAAUGAAGUGAAUGAUUAUGGAUUAUAUGCAGUAUGGUUAAAUAUAAAUGGAGAAUGGACAUCUAUAGUAGUUGAUGAUUAUUUUCCAUGUAUAGAUAAUUAACCAGCCUUUAGUAGAGCAAAUGGAUUAUGGGUAAUGCUAUUAGAGAAGGCAUAUGCAAAAGUUUAUGGAUCAUAUUUGAAUAUAGAAGGAGGUAAUCCAGCAAUAGCAAUGCGAGAUUUAACAGGAGCACCAUAUGAAAAUAAAGAAAAUGGUUCAGCCUAAGAAUUUUGGGAUUAUUGUGAAUAAAACCAUGAAUAAGGAUUUUUAUUAACAGCAUAUACAAAAGAAGCAGAAUUAGUUAAUCAUGAAAAUGAAUUAGGAUUGUUAGCAGGACAUGCAUAUGCAAUAUUAAAAUUGGCUAAUGUAUAAGAUUCUAAUAAUAAAAUAUGUAGAAUAAUGUAAAUGAGAAAUGUAAUUUUAAACAUAUAUUAUUUAUUAUAGCCAUGGGGAAGAGUAGAAUGGAAAGGGGAUUGGUGUGAUAAUAGUAAAAAGUGGACAGAAUAAACAAAAUAAUAAUAUAGUGUAGAGGAUAAUGAUGAUGGUAUUUUUUGGAUGUCAAUCGAAGAUUUUAGAACAUUUUUUGCAGGUAUUGGAGUUUGCAAAAUAUAAAAUGAUUAUAUUUAUAAUAGUAUUCAAUGUUAGUUGAAUGAAAAUAAUUGCUGCAUAAUACAUUUGGAUAUGGUAGAAGAUUCUCAUAUUUAUAUUUCAUUCAAUUAAAAUGAUAAUAGAUUUCAUCUUAAUUAAAUACCUGAUUAUAGAUAUUCCUUUGUCAGAAUCAUUGUAUCAUAAUUAAUUAAUGAUUCACUCAAGUAUAUUUCAGGCAUUUAUAGAGCUGAUAGAAAUGUUGUAGUUGAUCAAAAUUUAAAAAAAGGUUAAUAUUUAAUUUUUAUUGAAUUAUAAUGGCAAUAUUCAUAAAUCUAAAUCAUUAGCACUUUAAGUACUUAUGCAAGCAAAAAAGCAAAACUUAAACGCAUUAAUGGUUUGGAUUAUUUAAAUUCUAUCAGAAAUAUCAUUAAAGAUUAUUCUGAUAAUAAUCCUAAUAAACUUAAAGAAAUUAAUUAUUUAGAUCAAUACAAUAAAAAUAUAUUUAAAAGAAUUGGAAUCAUUGAUGGAUAUUUAUUCCUUCAUUACCAAAAUCAAACAUUUGAUAGUAUUUUAUAAGAAGUUAUUAAUUUUACUGAUACUAUUGGUUAUAUUCCAAUAUCACCUUUAGAGUCAAAUAAUUUUAUAAAUGAUGGAUAAUUAAAAAUUUAAUUUACAUCACCUCCUUAAUCUGUUGUCAUCAUAUUGCUAUCUUAAGUAAAAUUCUUUAAUGAAAUUAGGUUAGAAGUUCUAUUGGGAAAUGUUAAUAUACUUAACAAUCAUAAAGUUAGAUAGUGUGUAUUCCACAAAAACAUGAUUAAUAUGAUAAUAACAAAUUCAUUCUAAAACAAUUGAAUCUUUCUUAGAUGCAAUUAGUAGGAAGACAUAAAUUGAAUGUUAAAUAUUAUUAAGCACAUUUAAAUUCUAAAACUAAGAAUUCAAACUUAAUAAAAAUUUUUCAACCUUAACCAGAAAAUAUAGAAGUAUCUAAUUUAGAAACUUCACUGUUUUAUUACUUUCAUGAUUUUCUUUCAGGUAUUUAAUUCUUUAUUUCUAGAAAAUUGGGAACCUUUUAUAUUUUACACAAUACUUCUAAAUUUGUUAUUAAUCAUUAUCUUAAAUAAUCAUAGAACUCAUCUUGCUUAAGUAAUCAAAUAUAAAUAUUCUAGAUUACCAAUUUAUUAAUAUUCAUUUGUUAAAUUUUUGAUGGUCAAAAAUUAAAAAAAUCUAUUAUACGUACAAUAUCCAAAGCAUAAUUUAUUUUCAUAUUUUUAGAGAUUUUAAUUCGAUUGUUGGGUUUUGAAUCAUUAUAUUUUGCACUACCUUCAAGUCAAUUGAGUCUUUUUUAUAAGUUUUUACUUAUUAUUACUAUUCUACUUAAUUUCUUACUUUUUGUGUGUAUACUCAAAUUCCUUAUUCAUUAUGAGACUAUUGAAACUGAAAUUUUCAAUCCAAUGAAAAUAAGGUACAAAAUAUAUCCUUAUUUAGAUUUAAUAAUUAUUUUAAUAAAUUGCCAUCAGUAUGA